Theileria equi strain WA is the source of this 1599-nucleotide messenger RNA. RefSeq names its product WD domain, G-beta repeat domain-containing protein. The record is from RefSeq and is a predicted model, not a curated record. Bases 1 to 1599 code for a protein of 532 amino acids. NCBI's taxonomy places the organism in Eukaryota, Apicomplexa, Aconoidasida, Piroplasmida, Theileriidae. The transcript has a single exon. Gene Ontology annotation, cellular component: site of double-strand break; nucleus. Gene Ontology annotation, molecular function: protein binding. Gene Ontology annotation, biological process: regulation of DNA double-strand break processing.
AUGACUUCUUCACUAGGAAAUAAUAAGGAUAUGGGUGAAAAUGGAUUAUCUUCCUUUGAGAUACUGGUUUCUGGUGAAGAGCUAAUUUUAGACGAUGAAGUUGGUAUUACACCUUUAAAAGCAACCACCUUGGCUUCAAACAUUGCAGGAUCUUGUAUAUUUAGUGGCUCAUCUGAUGGAGCUUUAAGAUGUAUAGACUUUUCCAGAUGGGAAAGUGGAGGAUUUGGUCCCCUAUGGUCGAAGACACUGGAACAGUCGGUCGCAUCAGUUGCAGUUAGCAAUGAUGACAGUGUUAUCGCAGUAGCCUCUGGGAAUAUGCUACAUUUCUACACAGAUGGAGGUGAUUUCGUGGUAAAUAGCACCAAGGGAGAUAUGUAUCUUGUGGAUGCAAGAAAAACGAAGGGUCAUACCUCGGCUGUUACUUGUGUUUCAGGUGACCCAUAUCUGUCUAAUAUAUUUGCAUCUGGGUCUUUGGAUGGUACUGUUCGUCUUUUUGAUUUGGAAUCUGGUAGAGAGGGUGUUUCACUAUCUGUAAACUCAAAGCAGAUAUACCUUCCUAAGACAAACAAAGGUGGAAGAAUACCUAUACAUUCCAUAUGUUAUGCCCAAUCCGCUGGAAAAUCACAGAUAAUUGGAGGAACUGACAAGGGUGGACUUUUUACAUGGGAUUGUAGAACAUCGCAGUGUACAUCUACUUUGGACGCGCAUGCUUCCUUAAUAAGUUGCAUACUUGCAUCUGACGAUGCCAAGUUGGUUACCAGAAGUUAUGACUCUGUAAAAUUGUGGGAUAUUCGUUCUAUGAAGCGUUCUGUAGAAGAAAUAACGGUUGAAGGUGAUAAUACAAAUCAAAGUAUAGCAUUGAGUCCAGACAAUAAACAUCUUGCUGUAACAGAAGUCUUGCCAAUUAACCCAAAAAAUCUCAGAGAAGGAUUUAAGGGAGGUGUACAAAUCUUUAAUGUUGGUGAUUUUACUAGGGUAGAAAAUAAAAGGCUAAAAUCUCCGCCAGGACCGAUAGCGUGGGCACAUGAUACUGGACAGCUAUUUUCAAUAUGUUUAGAUGGAAAAAUUUGGGCUAGAUGCGGAAGUAAUGUUUGCGGUGCAAUGUACGCUUCCAGGGCUAAAGCAACUGUAACAAAGAGAAAUCAGUAUUCUUCUGUCACAAAUGUGUCGGCUAAACUUGAAUCGUAUGCUAUUGAUGAUCUACCAGAUGACCUCGUGGAGUGUGAUGACGGUAUAUUGCGUAGGAAGAGAACUCGUAAAGUAUUUGAUAAGACGGGAUCUAAUAGAGGACAGACAGAGGAUCCAUUAAAACUCGGUCAAACCCCGAUUAGUUACGAGGACGAAGAUAUUGUCGCCAAGUUGCGCACUAUGCAAUCUGAAAGUGACAAUAUUGAUAAGUCUGCAGAGAAGUCUGGAAUACAGAAAAUACCUUAUAAUGCCGACAAAUUCAUGGCAAUGUACAAGAAAACCCAACCUAACCUUAUAUUGGACUUUGCAAAGCCAGAAACUGUAGAGGAGAACAUGCUACUUGGUGUAAGGAAAUGUCCAAGAUGUGGAAUAAAAAUAUGCCAAUGUGGUUAUAUGGAUAUGAAGAAGUGA